AUGGGGAGGGCUCCCACAGUGAUGCAAGCAGGUCCUCCACCGAAAACUACAGAGACCCCGCCGGAAAUUGAUGCAGGAGCUAUGCACGCAACAAGGAAACUGACAUUCUCUGCAACAUCUAGUGGAACUAAGCCUAUGAUGGUUGAAGUCGUCAAAGGUAAUAGAGUGCAAAACUUGGGGCUUAAGCUAGAUUACUACCCACCAGUCAUGAAGGAUGGAAUCAAAGUUGUAAAGCUAAACCCCCAGGAAAUAGCUGAAUACAACCAGAAAUGGAGUCGAGCCUUAAUUGGGUAUGUAAUUGGUGGAAACCCUACCUUCAAAGAAAUGCUCAAAUUCGUUUAUGGAGUAUGGAAUUCUGUAAGCACAACACAUGUUUUCCUUCAUAACAAUGGGUACUUCAUUUUUAAAUUUGAUAAUGAGGAGGGCAAGGAAGCAAUUCUUAAGCAAGGACCUUAUAUAUUCAACUAUAGACCAUUUAUCAUAAAGCAGUGGGAUCCAGAGUUCCAAAUGAAUAAGGAACCUACCCAACUUGUCCCAAUUUGGGUGAUGUUCCCAAAUUUACCAAUCCAAUUUUGGGCUCCUCCUAAUUUGGGAAGAAUAGCUAGCUAUAUGGGGAAUUCUAUCUGCACAGACAAAUUAACAGCCCAAGAACAAAGGAUUUCAUAUGCAAGAAUAUUGAUAGAAAUGGAUAUAUCUCAGCCUCUACCAGAUUCGAUCUCCCUUGAGUUACCAGAUGGAACACACUACUCACAGAGUAUUGAGUAUGAGUGA
Molecule: messenger RNA, 771 nt
Organism: Nicotiana tabacum (common tobacco)
Lineage: Eukaryota; Viridiplantae; Streptophyta; Magnoliopsida; Solanales; Solanaceae
Source: RefSeq, a predicted model, not a curated record